Coregonus sp. 'balchen' is the source of this 5458-nucleotide messenger RNA. The record is from the annotation of a GenBank genome assembly. NCBI's taxonomy places the organism in Eukaryota, Metazoa, Chordata, Actinopteri, Salmoniformes, Salmonidae.
GCUCCUUUUGUAGAUUUUCACCUGAAGUUCCUCAUCAAGAUGUUUCUAGCCAAAAAACUAAUUGGUGGCAUCCUGGAUGUUGUGAGGUAGUCCCGGCUCCUUUUGACACACACACACACACACACUGUCAGGUUACUGACUUAAUUAAUGACGUUGCACUCUCAGUAGUUAUUAAAUACUAAUAGACAAUGGUCCAUCUGGUUUUCUCCAACAGCAAUGUUGACCCCAGUCAAUUUGUGCCCUCAGAGCCUGUGAGUUAACCCUUUAACACCCUUUAUAACAUCUCAGAAUACCGUCAUAGUCUUAUGAUCUCUGCGGAUUGGAAAGUUUUAGAAGUAAACACUACUCUUUUGAGCAAAUGAGCCACAACUGUUGUUGGCCUGCAUGUCAGACUGCAGUGAAGAGGGCUGUGAGUGUUAGUGUUAACAGAACCUGGUCUGUGUUUGUGUCCUAGCCCCCACCACGCAGACCUCUGGCCUAUGCUAAACCGAAGGAGAAUGACGAGGAGGCACAGUUCCGCAAGGUGUUCCAGCAACUCGCUGGGGAUGUAAGGACUUAUUGUUAUUCAACUUAUGCACUUCUACUACUCUCAUAUCUUAUCCUAUUCAUCUCCAAACCUACUGUCCUUUCCUAUCCUCUUUCCUAUCAUGUUAUUCCCUGUAUAUAGCCAUUAUUUUGUACUCAAUAUUGUUAUUUGUUAUUCACUGUGUAUUAUAUAUGUUUUUUCAUCUUUAUCUUUAACUCUGCAUUGUUGGAAAAGGACCCCUAAGUAAGCAUGCCACUGUUAGUCUACACCUGCUGUUUACGAAGCAUGUGACAAAUCAUAUUUGAUUUGUUUAAAGUAAAGAACUCAGAUAAGUCAAGUCAGUUCUAGCUAUGAGUCAUUGAGAGAUGUUCAUCUUAGGCUUUCGGCCAUCAAAUACAGUGCUAUAAGUGUGUCAUUGUAUAAUCAGGCCUCUUGUUGAAUGUUUUAAAGAGGCUGUUUCAUUAUGUGGAUUUCCACAAGGACAACACACAGUUGGUAAAAUAAUUUACAUUAACCAACCGUUAGUGGUUUAUUGUAAUAGAGAGCAGACCAACGACCAGUGUUAAUUAAGUUACAGAUUUGUUUGUGGCAUAUUAUCUUUUGAAGUAGGUGCAGCCAACUAUCCAUGGCAUGGAUGGUAUUUCAUUUAUUGGCUGAUGGUACACUGGUACAAUCAGUGAAACCCUGUUGUCGCCUGUUGUAUCCCAGUUAAGUCUGGUUUGCAUUCCAAACCCCUCCCUCCACCCAUUCACCCUCUUUCAUCUGGAGCCAGUCUUCAGAAUGUGGUUCAUCCAGCCACCCAAAGAUGUUGGAAAUUAUGCUUCUAAUGUACUGUCUGUCAUUCGCUGCUGCCAACCAAUAGAAGCCCUUUAGUAGAGUACAGUAAAGACUUCCUGUUGGCUUAAAUCAUUGAUUCCGCCCCCUUUGGUUCUGGUCAUGUGUACUAGCCCAGGCUCCACAUAUGUUCCCCUUCUCUACAGCUACUGUAUGCUAUUGGAUCACGCAGUGGUGGAUCAGGCAGUGGUGGAGUAAGAAGCUGAUGGUGUGGUUUUUGACAACCCAAAAACUGGUUUAUUCCACAGGCAGCAGGAAGAGAGACUGGUUCCUCCUCUCUCUGCAUACCUACCAUUGUCUGACUCCUGCCUGGUUAGUUUUGUGUGGGUGGGGGUGGAGGCUGUGUGAGUCAUGUAGUUGGGUUUGGAUACAUGUAUUGCAUGUUCUUCUGGGCACUCGUCUGGCAGUGGUUCACUUUCAACUGAUGACUAGCCGACCUCAUUAAGGCCUUACUCAUAAGGGGAGGGAACACAAGAUGCAUAUGGAAUGAAACCUAAAGCUAUACCUGCUGCAAAUAUAUCUGCUUGAAGUUUUAAAGUUGUUACCAUAAUUUUGGUUCUAAUAUGUCACACACAAAUACAGAGAAAACGAUGCAUUUGGUCCAUGAUUGUACUCCUAAAACAUAUGUUCAUUAAAGUAGUCUCAGUGUCCUUAUCCCUUUGUGAGCUGAGAGUUUUGAAGUUGUUUGCAUCACUUUGGUUGAUCUAGUAUGUCACGUAAACACACAAAUACAGAGAAAACAAUGUAUUUGGUCCAUCUGUGCAAAUGACUUAUCAUGUAUUACUUAAUGAUAAAGUAGUCUCAGUGUCCUUAUCCUUUUGUGAGCUGAGUUGUGACCCAAAUACAUGUAGGCAUAUGCAGUGUAUGAAGAUUUACUAUCUGUGUAUUAUAGGACAUGGAGGUCAGCCCCACUGAACUGAUGAACAUCCUCAACAGGAUCAUUGGCAAACGUGAGUCCUAUUCUUACACAAACACCAUGCUUGUGUCUAUACUUGUCUUUGUCAUUGCAUUCUUAUAGUAUUUAUACCUCUGUGUGCAUGUACCUUAUGUUCAAGAGCAUGUCUAUGCAUGCCUUUUUGUAUCUAUGUACUCUCUGUACAAACACACACACUUUACUCAUAUCUAGACAUAUGCUGCACGCAUAAUGGAGUCUGUCUAAGCACAAGACUGGUUCCAUGGAAUGGUUUACUGUGUUGUAGUGAAGGAGUGGUCUGUCUGUGUUCAUUUCAGGUACUGACCUGAAGACUGACGGCUUUAGCAUCGAGUCAUGCAGGAGCAUGGUGGCUGUCAUGGACGUAUCCUUCCACAUCAGAGUCUGUAUUAGGAUGGAGGACUAUACUACACUACACUACACUAUACUAUACUAAGCUGACACUACUAUCAGAGUAGUUGAUAUUAAGUUUUACCUUAACCCUGAACACACAGAGCGACAGCACAGGAAAGCUAGGUUUCCAUGAGUUCAAGUAUUUAUGGAACAACAUCAAGAAAUGGCAGGUGAGUUCAGUCCUCUUGUUACAUUUUUGACAAUCAGCACUGUAUAUCAACAAUUGGGUUACAUCAUGGACAUUUCUGUGAAACGUUUGCCUUGAACUAGAAAUUAUUUACAUGUAUUUGCAAGGCAUUCAUAUAACACCACCUACAACUUCCAAUAGUCCUCUUACUCCACUACUGUAAGAAUGUUGUUUAUAAAUGUCAUGUUAAUACAUUCUUAAUAAAAGGUGCUAUGAACUUUGACCUCUCGGUGUAACCUUAUUUCCGCUCUGAUUCAGGGCAUCUACAUAUCAAAUGACGCAGACCGCUCAGGGCUCAUCUCCUCACAAGAGCUUCCCGCUGCCUUCAGAGCUGCAGGUGAGCUCAGAGAUCAUGAGAACCGGAACAUGGAAUUGCAUAUUUCUUUGUCAUCAUAAGGCCCUUAUAACAGUGUCAUAAUAUUGACAACAAACAGCCAUGACAGCUGAUGAAAGCUAGCUUGUUCCUGCAUAUACAGUGGGGAGAACAAGUAUUUGAUACACUGCCGAUUUUGUAGGUUUUCCUACUUACAAAGCAUGUAGAGGUCUGUCAUUUUUAUCAUAGGUACACUUCAACUGUGAGAGACGGAAUCUAAAACAAAAAUCCAGAAAAUCACAUUGUAUGAUUUUUAAGUAAUUAAUUGGCAUUUUAUUGCAUGACAUAAGUAUUUGAUACAGCAGAAAAGCAGAACUUAAUAUUUGGUACAGAAACCUUUGUUUGCAAUUACAGAGAUCAUACGUUUCCUGUAGGUCUUGACCAGGUUUGCACACACUGCAGCAGGGAUUUUGGCCCACUCCUCCAUACAGACCUUCUCCAGAUCCUUCAGGUUUCGGGGCUGUCGCUGGGCAAUACGGACUUUUAGCUCCCUCCGAAGAUUUUCUAUUGGGUUCAGGUCUGCAGACUGGCUAGGCCACUCCAGGACCUUGAGAUGCUUCUUACGGAGCCACUCCUUAGUUGCCCUGGCUGUGUGUUUCGGGUCGUUGUCAUGCUGGAAGACCCAACCACGACCCAUCUUCAAUGCUCUUACUGAGGGAAGGAGGUUGUUGGCCAAGAUCUCGAGAUACAUGGCCCCAUCCAUCCUCCCUUCAAUACGGUGCAGUCGUCCUGUCCCCUUUGCAGAAAAGCAUCCCCAAAGAAUGAUGUUUCCAUCUCCAUGCUUCACGGUUGGGAUGGUGUUCUUGGGGUUGUACUCAUCCUUCUUCUUCCUCCAAACAAGGCGAGUGGAGUUUAGACCAAAAAGCUCUAUUUUUGUCUCAUCAGACCACAUGACCUUCUCCCAUUCCUCCUCUGGAUCAUCCUGAUGGUCAUUGGCAAACUUCAGACGGGCCUGGACAUGCGCUGGCUUGAGCAGGGGGACCUUGCGUUCGCUGCAGGAUUUUAAUCCAUGACGGCGUAGUGUGUUACUAAUGGUUUUCUUUGAGACUGUGGUCCCAGCUCUCUUCAGGUCAUUGACCAGGUCCUGCUGUGUAGUUCUGGGCUGAUCCCUCACCUUCCUCAUGAUCAUUGAUGCCCCACGAGAUGAGAUCUUGCAUGGAGCCCCAGAACGAGGGUGAUUGACCGUCAUCUUGGACUUCUUCCAUUUUCUAAUAAUUGCGCCAACAGUUGUUGCCUUCUCACCAAGCUGCUUGCCUAUUGUCCUGUAGCCCAUCCCAGCCUUGUGCAGGUCUCCACUUUUAUCCCUGAUGUCCUUACACAGCUCUCUGGUCUUGGCCAUUGUGGAGAGGUUGGUGUCUGUUUGAUUGAGUGUGUGGACAGGUGUCUAUUAUACAGGUAACGAGUUCAAACAGGUGCAGUUAAUACAGGUAAUGAGUGGAGAACAGGAGGGCUUCUUAAAGAAAAACUAACAGGUCUGUGAGAGCCGGAAUUCUUACUGGUUGGUAGGCGAUCAAAUACUUAUGUCAUGCAAUAAAAUGCCAAUUAAUUACUUAAAAAUCAUACAAUGUGAUUUUCUGGAUUUUUGUUUUAGAUUCUGUCUCUCACAGUUGAAGUGUACCUAUGAUAAAAAUUACAGACCUCUACAUGCUUUGUAAGUAGGAAAACCUGCAAAAUAGGCAGUGUAUCAAAUACUUGUUCUCCCCACUGUGUGUGUUUGGUCACAUUGGUGUCUCUCCUCUGUUAUGUCCGUGUGCAGGCUUCCCUCUCAACGACCAACUAUUCCAGUUGAUCGGCCGCAGGUACAGUGACGAACAGGGCAACAUGGACUUUGACAACUUCAUUGGGUGCCUGGUGAGACUGGACGCCAUGUGUCGUAAGUGACUCAUCCUCAAUAUUCCCCUGCUCAGUCCGAUUAUGUUCUUGAUUUCAGACUAUUUUCUUUUCAUUACCCUUCAGUAAUAGUGUUUUGUGCAUUUUCAGGAGCUUUCAAGACUCUGGACAAAGAUGAUAAUGGAAGUAUCAAAGUCAACAUCAAGGAGGUAAAUUCGUUUUCACUAUUUGCUCUUUGAAUAUAAAUGGUGUGUUUAGGGUUAGGGACCAUUUUUAAGAUGAAUGACUGGAUAUAGGCACUGAAAUUAGACCUAAAUAACCACACCUCUUAUUUAUUGUCUUUUGCUUUCUCCGCAGUGGCUUCAGUUGACCAUGUACUCAUAA